GGACAAUCUCUGAUUAGCAGUGGGUUUAUUAUUCUUCUCUUAUUGCAUAUUAAAAAAAAGCAAAACAUACACUUUUACAUACGCAUUCACUCACAAAUGAAGAUGCAAGAUGAAGAAACAUACAUGACCUUGAAUAUACAGUUGAAGAAAAGGAGUUCUAUCCAAACAUUUCAAUUUAAAUGUCAAGACUGUUCUGUGAUGUCACACCGAUAUAAAAUCUUGUUGGGGAUAUCUGGAGGACUAAAUGGUAUUCUGGUUUUGACGUUGAUCACCUUGAGUCUGUUAGUUUCUCAGGAAGUGCUGCCAAAAUGUCUAAAAGAAUAUAAUUCAAACAUCACUCAGCAUGAUGAUACUGGAUACUUGGAAGUCAACAGUGACACAAGAGGCAAUAUACAUGAGAAAGAUGCAGGCCACUGUGUUUCAAGAGCUACAGGUCAUAAAGGAAUGUGCUCAUCAGAAUGGCUGAAAUAUCAAGAAAAGUGCUAUUGGUUCUCUAAUGAGAUGAAAAGUUGGAGUGACAGUUAUAGAUAUUGUUUGGGGAAAAAAUCUCACCUACUAAUUAUUCAGAACCAACUUGAACUGGCUUUUAUACAGAAAACUCUAAAACAAUCAAACUACGUGUGGAUUGGGCUUAACUUUACUUCCCUGAAAAGAACAUGGACCUGGGUGGAUGAUUCUCCUUUGGAUUCAAAGAGAUUUUUCAUAAAAGGACCAGCUCAAGAAAAUAGCUGUGCUGCCAUCAAGGAAAACGGAAUUUACUCUGAAACUUGCAACAGUGUUUUCAAAUGGAUUUGCCAAUAUUAAAAUUUUAAAAGUGACAGUGAGUUAUCAAGGAUUAAAGUGUUGAUCUAACAUGAAUCUUUAGGAAUAAGAAUUUAAAAUUGCAAUUAAACACCUGCCUGGCUUCUCUAUUUCCCUCAGUCAUGUUCAUGGGUCCUAGUCACAGAGUAACUCAUGUUAACAAUCUAAAAUAUACCCUCUGAUUCUUUGUGUGAUAAUAUAAUCCAAAAUGAACCCAUACAUUUAUAUUCAUGAUGUAAUUCACCUUUUCUUUUACAACAAAUGUGAACAAAUUAUGUCUGCUUUUC
Molecule: messenger RNA, 1088 nt
Organism: Cervus elaphus (red deer)
Lineage: Eukaryota; Metazoa; Chordata; Mammalia; Artiodactyla; Cervidae
Gene: KLRF1
Product: killer cell lectin like receptor F1
Exons: 6
Coding region: 97-804 (235 amino acids)
Source: RefSeq, a predicted model, not a curated record